Molecule: messenger RNA, 1182 nt
Organism: Neoarthrinium moseri
Lineage: Eukaryota; Fungi; Ascomycota; Sordariomycetes; Amphisphaeriales; Apiosporaceae
Exons: 1
Coding region: 1-1182 (393 amino acids)
Source: RefSeq, a predicted model, not a curated record
AUGGCCCUCCUCAACACCACCUUCACCGCCCACCGCCUGUCGCCCCUGCACGUCGGUUCGGAGCCGCUGACCCCGCAGCGCCUCGCCACCCUGUCCAAGCGCCUGCGCGACGUCCUGGUCGGCGACGUCGUGCGCGGCGUGCAGGUCGGACUCGACACUGCCUCCUCGGACGCCGCGGCGCUGGGCCAGACCGGCGCCCUCGAGAGCGUCGAGUGGGACUGGGCCGGCGUGCGCGGUAUGCUCGAGGCGCAGGGGGAGGCCGGGGAAGACACCGCGGACGACGACGAGCAGGACGCAGCAUCUCCGGCGCCGGAGCCGAGCGGCCGCCGUGGAGGCAGGCGGGGAGGGCAGAGGAAGAAGAGAAACAACGCCACAGUGCCCGACUCCUCACCCGGGGCCCUCAAGCUCGAGCUAAAGUACGAGAGCAACGCCUUCUCCGCGCUUCUCCUCCCUGCGCUCUCCGGCGACGCCCAGUCCAGCUCCGCUGAAGAGCAGCAGCAGUGGACGUCGCACCCCUCGGUCCCCGCGCCCGCCAACCCUAGCAACAGUACCGCGCCCGCCGGCGACAGCUUCCUUGCCCUGCCCCUCCUGCUGAUCCGCGCCCCGGCGCCUCUGCGCGCCGUGCUUACCGACUUCCUGACCCGGACCUUUGACGUGCGCGUCAGCCCGCUGGGCUUGGACCCGGGGACCCUGGUGGCGGCGUUUGAGCGCUGGCUCGUCGACUCCGGGUCCGUCGGCGGCGGCGCCAGGGCGGGCAAGGACGUGGUGCUGACGCUGGGGUUCACGCCCGCGGCCGUAUCCGCCGCCAUCAGCAGUAGACACGGGACUCCGGCGGCAGACGACGCCGGACAAGGAGGAGGAGAGGAGGGGGCGACGGCGGAGAAGCAGCCGCUGGGGCUCAAGAGCAUCGACGUCACCAUCCCCGCCGAGGACGUGGGCGGCUUCGUGCGCGCCGGCCGGGCGGCCGAGACGGCUCAGCCCUUCACCGACGCCCUGGCCGACUACUUGAGGCACCACCUGGCGCUGGACACACGGCACGCCGCGGUGCGGGUGCUGAGGAUUGCCUGCGACGGGUUCGUGUUGAGCGAGGGGAGGGUCAGGCUUUCGCAGGGCGGCGAUGCAGCGUGGAAUCUGCUGGACGGGCUGGUACAGAAAGCCAAGGGCAAGGGCUUGCGAGGCUGA